AUGAACGCUAUGAAAAAAAUGUCAGAAAGUAGGCAUUUCUCAUCCUAAUAAUAAGGUAUAAUUCAAUUAUAUAAAGAAGAAAGCAGCCCAUUAAUGAAUUAAUCUACAAAUUAAUCAACUAAAAAAAGAAACAAAAACAAAGAAAAUAUAAAUUUGUUUAAUGAAGUUAAUUCUCUUCUCUAAUAUUAUCAAAAUUCAAAUAUCCUUAAAAGUAUUUCAAUAUAUUUAUAAAAAGAAAAAACAUCAUUGCCUACAUCUAUGGUAUCUCCUAAGAAAAUGAUGGAUGAUAUAUUUUUAAAGCAAGUACUUUAAACUAGAAAAACUAAUAGUAGAAAUAAAGUUAGUGUUUCAUAAAAUGUUGGAUAAAAAGUCUUAAGUUUAUCACCAAUAGAAUAAAAAUAAAAAUCAUUUACAAAAGGAAACUAAUUUAGAUGUGCUUAUCAUGCAAAUAAAAAAGUAUAAAAAGCUGUUAAAAUAGGCAAAAUUUUUUGAAUAUAAUCGUAGUAUUGGAGCUAUUUUUUAUUGUUCAGAAUGUUCUGUUGGAAAAUUGAUUAAAGGAAAUAUUCUUUUUCCUGUUGAAAAUUAUCAAGUUAAACAAGUUUCAAAUAAAAAAAGAGAAAAUCAAUCUGUUAGUCGAGCUAAUUUUUGGUCUGUUGAUGAAAAUUCUCUAUUAUCAAAUUCUCCAUUUUUAUUAGAGUCAACUGAUACAUUCACUAGUAUAACUGAUGAUACUGAAGAUAAAGCAAAAGAAUUAAAAGACUUUUAAAAAUCAUUAUCUUCAUUAUAAUAAGAAUGUUAAUCUAUUAUUGACAAUGCAAAAGGAAAUACAUAUUAAACUCAAUUUAAUACAUUAAACACAGAAUUAUAAUAAUUGCUAUAUAUGAUAAAUAUUUAAUCAAUGAAAUUACUAUAAUAAUUGCAAUCAUAGAAUCAUUUACAAUAAGUCUAUGAAGUUUAAAAUGAAUUAAAUUCUAUUUUAUCUGAUAUUUAAUCAAAUGAAUCUAAUAUACUUAAUAAUAUGUCAAUUAAACCAUUUAAAUAAAUAAUGAAUGUAAUAUAUAUAUAUAUAUUAUAUUAGAAAUAUAAGGAAAAGUUAAAAGGACAUACUUAAACUAUAAAUAAUUGUUCUAGUAGUCAAUAAAUAUUUGAAUUAGAUGAUAGAUUAUAAAAAUUAAAUAAAGUUAAAAAAUUACUAAAAACUAAUUUUAAAAUUGAGACAGAUGAAUAAGAAUUAUUAAGUACAAAGAGAAAACUUAGUAGUAAUGUUUAUAUUUCUUUUGAAAACAAAGAAAUGUUUUUAGCUGCAGCAGCUGCAAAUAAAGCUAAUAGUAUACAUGCAAAAGAUGAACCUGAUUUAGUUCAAAUUGAUGAUAAGUGUCAUUUACUUGAAUCUCCUAAUUUUAUUUAGAAUUGA
This is a messenger RNA of Paramecium primaurelia, 1414 nucleotides long. NCBI's taxonomy places the organism in Eukaryota, Ciliophora, Oligohymenophorea, Peniculida, Parameciidae. The record is from the annotation of a GenBank genome assembly.